Molecule: messenger RNA, 915 nt
Organism: Vitrella brassicaformis
Lineage: Eukaryota; Vitrellaceae
Source: the annotation of a GenBank genome assembly
GGCUAGCACAUAAGACAUACAUAGAGGGCUGGCUGGCUACGGGGAGGGAAGGGCGGACGGAGGAAGGGGUCCCUCCCUCAUUCGUAGUAGCACCCGAACACCAUCCCCACGGCAAAUAGCGAAUCCUGCACGCAUCGCAUCCACACACAGCCCAUCCAUCCGUCCAUCCAUCCAUCCAUCUGUGUGUCGUGUGUCUGUUGUUGGUUGUGUGUCUGCCCGCAUACGUACGUUUUUGUAUGAGAAUGAUGACCAGUUGUCGAGGUUGAUGUCCCAGAGGCACUUGGAGGCCACACGGAUGCCCUGCCCAGAGUUCUCCCCAAUCACCACCUGCACUAUCAACUUGAAACGCGGAAUCUCCAACUUCUCUGCACACACACAUACACAGAUACACACACAGACACACAGACAGAGAGAGAUGGACAAGUCACAGGCCAAAGCCUCCCGCCCGCUGCUGUGUGUUUGUUGCGGUGUGUGGGUCUCUGACCUUUGACGGCCUGUUUGAUUUCGUUGCAGAGUUCGAGUGUCCAUAUCUUGGCCUCGUCUUGGUGGUACUGUUUGUCCGUCAGCUUGUCCUCCAUCACCUGGCGAAUCACACGCUCAACCUUGGACGGCAGAAACCUGCACAAUCAACAGCCCGAAUGCACCAUGAACGGCUUUGAAUGCCUUCACCCUUCUCCUGAUGUGCUCACUCACUUUUCGUUUUCUGCCGGCUCUGUGCGGUAGGUGGGCUCCCAGACGUGAACCUGCUGGCCGUCCAUCGUCGUCAAACCUCUACCAAGGGGCUAGGAGCUUCGCUAGGCCUCAAAUGUCACGCUGGCGCUUCUCUUCGGUGCACGAAGUAGCGUGAUCCUCUCCGGUGUACCUCAGGCACACCAGCAGGAACCUCAAACGAUUGAAAGAGGCGCGGUUUCUGCG